Molecule: messenger RNA, 951 nt
Organism: Tribolium madens (black flour beetle)
Lineage: Eukaryota; Metazoa; Arthropoda; Insecta; Coleoptera; Tenebrionidae
Product: phospholipid phosphatase 5
Exons: 3
Coding region: 95-808 (237 amino acids)
Biological process (GO): phospholipid metabolic process
Molecular function (GO): phosphatidate phosphatase activity
Source: RefSeq, a predicted model, not a curated record
UAUUUUUUGACAACUGUCAAAAGUCUAAAAAUUUGAAAUUAUUGUGUGAUUUGUAACAACGUCCUCCACUUUAGCAAUAAUUAAUAUUUUUAGCAUGAUUUAUGAUCUUAAAUGGAGUUUAUUUAUCGAAAUUUCAAUACGAGUUGUUUUGUGGUGCAUAUUCUUAUGGAUUGAACACACGGAACCUUUUAUUCGCGAAAUUUCAGAAGGCGAAGUAUGGAAAUACAAAUAUCCUGUCACACCCAGCUACGUCACACCCACUGCAUUAUGGAUGACAAUAACAUUCAUUCCGUUAAUAUUUUUCACAACUGAGUAUUUUUUAACAAAAAAGUCAGACGAAACCGCACUUGCGGGGCUAGCAGUGACACUAGCCUAUUGUUUAAAUGGGUUUAUCACAACAUAUUUGAAAAUUAUUGUUGGCAGACCCAGGCCAGAUUUUUAUUACCGGUGCUUCCCUGAUGGUAAAGGUACAGAUUACAGAAACUGUAAUGGGAUUAGGAAAAGUUACAUGGAUGGUAGAAAGAGCUUUCCUAGUGGACACUCCUCAUUUUCAUUUACUUGUAUGGUGUUCAUGAGUCUAUACAUUACAAGAAAAUUUAAUUUAUAUCAAGGGAAUAUUAAAGGACAAUCCUGGCAACUUUGUAUUUGCAUAGUACCAUUAAUCAUUGCCGCUACAAUUGCUGUUAGUAGAACAUGUGAUUAUCACCACCACUAUGAAGAUAUUAUAGCAGGAGGCUUAAUAGGGACUGUGGUGUCUUACUUAUGUUUUAAACUGUAUUUUCCAAAAAGUAUUACUAGUGUAGAUUAGUAAUUUAUUUAUUAUUUUAAUUAGUUAGACACACUGUACUUAAUGUUUAUAAUAUUGUCAAUUCCACCCUCAAUAAUGUCACCUGGGUAAACAGGACCCAUUCCUGGUGGGGACCCCGUGAUUAUUAAAUCAUUAUUUUCUAA